AUGUCACUGGCGAGGUCAUUGUUACUACGCAGUGGCAAUGCUGCCACCACCACAGCUGGUCUGAUUAGCGUGUCCUCAAGACCAUUGCUACAAUUGAUCAAUCCUCCUCAACCUAGAUACGGAUCUAAAAAGAAGCGAGACGAAAAGAAGGCUGCUAAGUCCGAUGGAGCUCCAUCGAAAGCAGAUGCGAAACAGUUAGCUCAUCAGAGAGAAAAGGUAUUACUGCGAUUACGCCAGAAGCGUGAAGAGACUAAGAAAGCCACCAAACUACGAGUCGAGGCCAAAAAUGCAUCCAAGUCAUCAAACUUCAUGGAUAUCGAGACUGCGUUACGAUAUUUAAGAGCCGCCGAAGUCGGUAGGUCUGCACAUGCUACUACAAUUUCGCUGACAAUGAGAAUUGUUGCUGAGAAAGGUGCAGUUCCUGUGAACACCAAGUGUCGUCUACCCAAGCCUCUAGACGAGGAACGUAUUGCUGUUUUCACAAACAGUAGUGAGUUAGCAGCCGAGGCUAGAAGAGCAGGUGCUGUUCUUGUAGGAGGAGACGAUAUUAUCGAUCAGGUUAAACAGGGAAUCAUCAACUUCGACAAAGCAUAUGCCACACCAGAUAUUGUGUCGAGACUGAAUCAAGUUGCCCGUAUCCUCGGUCCAAAGGGUUUGAUGCCCAAUGCCAAGAGAGGUACUGUCACUCACGACAUUUAUAAUGCAUUGGUGCAAGCCAGCGGUGAAAUGACGUUCAAACAAGAAGGAACCAUGCUUUCGCUACCAGUUGGCCGAGCCAGUUUCACAGAUCUGGAAAUCGUCAGCAACAUCGUCACUGUCACCGAUGCCAUCCGCAAGUUUAUGACCGAUUCCAGUGCCCACAACAAAAAGGCGUACAUUGGCAAGACCGUCAUCACGUCCACUACCGGCCCAUCCAUUGUAGUCGAGGUAUAA
This is a messenger RNA of Sugiyamaella lignohabitans, 933 nucleotides long. RefSeq names its product mitochondrial 54S ribosomal protein MRPL1 (gene MRPL1). The record is from RefSeq and is a predicted model, not a curated record. The transcript has a single exon. Bases 1 to 933 code for a protein of 310 amino acids. Lineage: Eukaryota; Fungi; Ascomycota; Dipodascomycetes; Dipodascales; Trichomonascaceae.